CUUAUCUGGAAAUUCGAGUCGCAAAUUUUUGGGUGUUUGUGUUUUUCAGUUUUAUUAAACUAAACGGCACUGAAAUUCAUUGCAAUGAACGGGAUCAAUAACCAUACCCCAAAUUCUGCAGCUGAAGAUGCAAUCGAGUGGCCUGAUGCUUCAAGACGAGUGUUAUCAGAACUCAGGAAGCUAUGGCUUCUUUCAGGCCCUGCAAUACUUGUUAUGCUCUUCAAUUUUUUACUUUCUGUUGUCUCCCAAAUGUUUGCAGGUCACCUGGGGAAGUUAGAAUUAGCAGGAGCUUGCAUAGCGAGUGUUGGGAUUCAAGGAUUUGCCUAUGGAAUUUUGAUUGGAAUGGCAAGUGCAGUACAAACACUGUGUGGGCAAGCUUUUGGAGCCCAGAAGUACAAAAUGCUUGGAAUCAUAUGCCAACAAUCUAUGCUGCUAAUGACAGCUACUGCUAUGCUUCUCAGUUUACUGUAUGCUUUUGCAGAGCCUGCAUUGCAUGCCAUUGGGCAGAAUAAAGCAAUAGCUGCUCAGGGAGCUCUCUUUGCAAGAGGGCUCAUUCCUCAACUGUUUGCAUUUGCUCUGAGUUGUCCCUUGCAGAGAUUUUUACUGGCUCAGAAUAUAGUGUCCCCUCUUGCCUAUAUAUCUAUAGCUACUUUUCUGCUACAUGUUCUUCUAAGCUGGCUAGCUGUUUAUAAGCUUGGGCUGGGCUUGCUGGGAGCUUCAUUAUCCUUGAGCUUGUCAUGGUGGAUUCUCACCAUUGCAACUCUUCUUUAUGUAGUGUGGAGUCCAAGUUGUAAGGAUACAUGGACUGGCUUUUCAUGGAAAGCCUUCACAGAGCUCUGGCCUUUCUUCAAACUGUCUAUGGCAUCAGCUGUCAUGCUAUGUUUAGAAAUAUGGUACAGUCAAAGCUUAGUUCUCAUCUCGGGGCUAUUGCCUAAUCCGGAGAUUGCAUUGGAUUCUCUUUCAAUUUGCAUGAAUUACUUGAACUGGGACAUGCAAGUAAUGUUGGGUAUCAGCGCUGCCGCAUGCACAAGAGUUGGUAAUGAGCUUGGAGCUAGGAGGGCCAAAGCUGCAAGUUUUUCAGUUGCAGUUGUUGUGUCCACCUCUAUCAUAAUCAGUCUUCUCCUGGCAAUUGUGAUAUUAGCACUUCACAAAUGCCUUGGCCACCCAUUCACAAGCAGCAGUGAGGUCAUGAGAGCAGUGUCUUCCAUGACACCAUUACUUGCAAUAUCUGUCUUUUUGAAUGGUGCCCAACCUAUUCUUUCAGGUGUGGCAAUUGGAUGUGGGUGGCAAAAAUUUGUGGCAUAUGUCAAUCUCAUCUCUUAUUACAUUGUGGGUCUGCCAGCUGGAAUAAUGUUGGGUUUUGUAGCAAAAUCAGGAGCAAAGGGAAUAUGGUGGGGAAUGAUCAUCGGAGUUGGACUACAGACAUUGAUUCUCAUUAUUUUUACAGCGCGCACAAACUGGAAUAAGGAGGUUGAAGAUGCUGCGAAGCGUGUUAAGCUUUCAAGUAAGGAGGAAGUGGGUUCCUCAACUAACGGUUAGCAUCGCAUCGCCAAAUGUAUUAUGAAGGAUGGUGUUUUCAAUCAUAGUGGGACAAAAAUUCAUCAUGUUUUGGUGAAAUGGUAACGACAAAUUUUCCGCGUGAAAGAGACUUUUUCACUGGGUAUUUUGGUUGUUUUCUUGUGUCCCUCUUCUUUUUAUUUUUCUCAUUGCCGUGUUUAAGCUUCAAUCAUUUCACGUGAGAUUUCUGAACUUUUGAAACAAACUGAAAGAGCUUUUUUUACCUUCCGCAACUGCAUUUUGAAAGCAGGGCACAAAACACUGUAGUAAAGAAAAAAAAUGUAACUAAUCUGUUUACCGGGCACUGUAAAGGCAAAAUGUAACUAAUCUGCUUACUAAUUUAUAUGCAAGCAAAGAGAAAUCAUUAAAGUAUAAAACAAGGUCGCAUUGCUACGAA
Cryptomeria japonica (Japanese cedar) is the source of this 1954-nucleotide messenger RNA. Its product is annotated as protein DETOXIFICATION 41. NCBI's taxonomy places the organism in Eukaryota, Viridiplantae, Streptophyta, Pinopsida, Cupressales, Cupressaceae. Gene Ontology annotation, biological process: xenobiotic detoxification by transmembrane export across the plasma membrane. Gene Ontology annotation, molecular function: antiporter activity; xenobiotic transmembrane transporter activity. The record is from RefSeq and is a predicted model, not a curated record. Gene Ontology annotation, cellular component: vacuolar membrane. The transcript is spliced from 8 exons. Bases 85 to 1539 code for a protein of 484 amino acids.